This is a messenger RNA of Carassius carassius (crucian carp), 1208 nucleotides long. RefSeq names its product tachykinin precursor 3a (gene tac3a). Gene Ontology annotation, biological process: tachykinin receptor signaling pathway; positive regulation of blood pressure. The record is from RefSeq and is a predicted model, not a curated record. Lineage: Eukaryota; Metazoa; Chordata; Actinopteri; Cypriniformes; Cyprinidae. The coding region runs from base 179 to 562 and encodes 127 amino acids. The transcript is spliced from 7 exons.
UCUGAUUGGACUUACGCACAUGUUGCUAUCAUUUAACAAUCAGGGAAGAGUGAAUCCCUGUCUCUGUGUCUCUUGUCUGAACUGAAAUCCAUCACAAAAGGAUUUAACUCCUCGACCACAAACUGUACCUCAGCUGUUUCCACAUAGCAGUAUCCUCAGCUCAGACCUGUCAGUAAAGAUGUAUCGUGGGCUAGUGUUACUGUUCUUGGUUUUGGUGCUGGAAACCCGAUGGAGUGAGUCGAGCUGUCAGCAGUCAGAGUCUCAAAGAGCAGUUUCAGGCGAGAGUCCGAGUUUUCGGCGGUCGCCUCAUAACUUGCUGAAGAGGUAUAAUGACAUAGAUUAUGACAGUUUCGUCGGACUAAUGGGGCGCAGGAACGCCGACACAGAAGAUAUACCACCUCAGCGUAAAAGGGAAAUGCACGAUAUCUUUGUUGGACUCAUGGGGCGACGGAACGCUGACCCUGACACUGGGCGUCCAUGGAGAAAAGAGUAUCCAGAAACAGGAUCGAGCGGAGGCAUCUUCUUCAACAAAUGCAAACUGAGGUUUCGUCGUGGGUUAUAGGCGAAUGAAUUGUUUCGUGAAUCGUCUGCCCCACCCUGUCGGGACAGCUUCUUUUCAAGAAAUUUCUUUGGAGCAACAACAAAAAGUCAUCAUUUAUUUUACAGAAGUAAUAAAGCAAGAGAAAAUAUUUAUAUAAGAUUAAUCAAAUAAACAUGAUUUCCUAUGGUGUGAUUUGUUUUAUUGUAUUGCAAAUUAUACAUUAACCUAGAUUAAAUGUCUCCACAUUUACAUAUCCACUUACAUCCCCUGCAUUUCAAUAUAUUUAUUAAAAGUAAUUUUUGCUGUCUAAUGUAUAAAACAUGAUUUUGUAAAUAAAAAUAUCUAUCUGAUCUCACAAUGUUUUAUUAGUCAAAUGUUUAAAACAACAUAAAAUAGCGACCCCGCAAAAUACUGUACACAGUAAUAAUUUGCUACAUUUGCCAAAACACAGAAGCUUCAUGACUAACUGCAUAUAUAAUUAUGUACAUCCAUAUAUUUAUUUUAACUUGAUAUCAACUUAAUCAUACUAGAAGAAACAUGAUGUCCCUAAUACAAAUGACUAAUGCUUUAAGUUUGACUUUGAGUGUUAGUGCUUUGGAUAUCAGUAGAUAGUUAAAGCACAGUAUGUCUUUAAGGAAACAGUUUAGUAAUGUAACAAUAAUAGACA